Symsagittifera roscoffensis is the source of this 1169-nucleotide messenger RNA. RefSeq names its product procathepsin L-like. Lineage: Eukaryota; Metazoa; Xenacoelomorpha; Acoela; Convolutidae. The record is from RefSeq and is a predicted model, not a curated record. Gene Ontology annotation, molecular function: cysteine-type endopeptidase activity. Gene Ontology annotation, cellular component: lysosome.
CUGUGGCGCUUCCAAUGACCCUGUCGGCCGUGCCUCUUUCUCUCCAAAGGGAUCCUCACGCGGAACUGUUUGAUGCCUGGAAGGUCAAGUUCGAGAAAAAGUAUGACUCAGGAGUAGAAGAGGUCACUCGAUUCGGUAUCUGGAAAGAUAACAUGGAAAAGGUGAUGUUACAUAAUCUGAAGUACAACCUCGGACUCACCACUUUUACUCUGGAGAUGAACUUGUUCGCCGAUUUGACCUCCGAGGAGUUUGCAGCCCAGAGACUCGGAAUGCGACAGAUUGUCAAGACCCAGCCGGGGUUCGAUUCCGAGUCCGGAGUGUUGAGCAACCCAACCAGCAAAGACUGGAGGGAUGAUGGUUGGGUGACUGGCGUGAAGGAUCAGGGACAAUGUGGAAGCUGCUGGUCUUUCUCCACCACCGGAAGCAUGGAAGGACAGCACAAGAAUGCCUCAGGAACACUGGUGAGUUUGAGCGAACAACAGUUGGUAGAUUGCGACACUUAUGACUACGGCUGCAAUGGUGGACUCAUGAGCAACGCAGUACUGUGGCUCUCACAGAACCAGGGCUCAAUCAGCGAAGACGACUACCCAUACGUCGGCUACCAGCAGUCCUGCAAAGCCAGCGGAAUGACUCACGUAGCCCAAGUCUCUAGCUACUUUGACAUCACGUCAGGAAGCGAGUCCAGACUUGAAGACUCAAUUGCUAGCGUGGGUCCUUGUUCGAUUGCAAUUGACGCCAGUCAUUUCAGCUUCCAGCUCUACAGCGGCGGAGUGUAUUUUGAACCCAGUUGUAGUUCUUACCGACUGGAUCAUGGUGUGUUGGCUGUUGGUUAUAACAACGAAGAUGCGGACCAGAAAUACUGGAUUGUGAAGAACAGCUGGGGAACUUCUUGGGGAGAGCAGGGCUACAUCAAGAUGGCCAAAGACAAAAGCAACAACUGCGGAGUUGCCACCCAAGCCGGAUACCCCGUUGUCUAAAAACAAAAAAUGAUAGGAAAUAGAAACAAAAAGGGCUGAAACCCGCCGACUGAAAACGAAUAAAUAAAGUAACUGGUUUUUCAAAAAUGUAAUUUGUGUUGCAAUAAUGCUGCAUUCUGUUUCACUAUUUCUGCUUUAAACUCACUGUUAGUAUUAGUUUUGAUAACUGACUUGAAUUGAACUUUAACUUCA